CAGCAGCAGUACUGUUCAAACGAGAGCCUUCUCUGUUCCACAAUCCGACGAACCCUUUUCUGUGCUGAGUGGCUCCCACUGUAAAUAUUUCCCCAAAAUCCGUCCCUUUUCUUCCUUCUCACUCCAUUUAUUUUCUCAUCAAGGUCCUCCGAAAGAGAGAGAAAAAACAAAACCCCCUCGCCCCCACACAGAAGAACAGAGCAGAAGAAGUAGAAGCUAAAGAAAUAGAAAGAGGAGAAAGCACAUAACAGUUCCACAGAACCUGAACGUUAAACACCACCAACACGAUCUCAGUCUCACUUCCAUCUUCACCUCCCCAACCAAACAAGCCCUCUUCCUCUCUUCUUCUUCUUCCCUACAACUUUCUCUCUCUACCAUUUUUCUCUGCACAAAUGGAAAUGAUAGCUCUCUACAAGCUUGAGUCUCGCGGGAUAGUGUAGUCCCCUCGAGACUUUUCAACUUCGUUGUUACUCUCUCGUUCUUUCUUCUUCUCACUCUCUCUCUCUCUCUCUUCCUUUUCUUCUUCUUUCUCUCUCUAAAACUUCCUCUGCCGGAAGAUGGACUGCCAGUGCCGGAAUCUGACGGUGGUGAACUUGGAUCCGGAGAGAAAGCGAAGUGGAGGGUUGAGGACUAAACAGGCGGGGAGAGGAUCGUGCCGUGGUAGUUAGUUUUUCGGGAAUGUGCCUUUUUUGCUAUCUCUCUCUGUUUCUUCGUGAGUGAAUGCUAGUGUGAGACUCCAUUUGCGUUGUUUCGGAAACAAAACAAAAAAAAGAUAACUUUUCACCGGUUUCGGAACCCCUUUUGCGAGAAAACCAAAUGGGGUUUUUGCUCAAAGAGGCUUUGAGGACUCUGUGCUCAAGGAAUCGCUGGUCUUAUGCCAUUUUUUGGAAGAUCGGUUGCAAUAAUUCCAAGCUGUUAAUCUGGGAAGAUUACUACUAUGAACCCUUGCCAUCUCCUUUCCCACCACGAGAUGGGGAAGGAUGCUGGUUUUCUUCGGAGUCUCAGCUUAUUCAGGAGGAGGACAGAGUCUGUGUAUUGAUUAACAAAAUGAUGGUGAAUAAUUCUGUCAGUAUUGCUGGAGAAGGGAUAGUUGGACGGGCGGCAUUUACAGGAAACUAUCAGUGGAUUCUUUUGAACAAUUUCACUAGAGAUGCUUAUCCGCCAGAGGUAUAUCCUGAGUUGCAUUACCAAUUUUCAGCUGGAAUGCAGACGGUGGCAGUUAUUCCUGUGCUUCCCCAUGGGGUUGUUCAACUAGGUUCUUUCUUGCCGAUAAUGGAAGAUAUAGGAUUUGUGAAUGAUGUAAAGAACUUGUUCUUGCAAUUGGGAUGUGUACCUGGUGCCCUUCUAUCUGAAGACUAUUCAGCAAAGGUUUCUAAUAAAAAAUUUGCUGGACCUGUGACUGUUAAUCCACCUCUCAUUACUUCAGAUUGCACUCCCUCGGUAGCUAAUGGUUCCAACCAACUUACUAAUUCUCCUCUUGCUUCAAGGCCUGUUGCUCAGCCACCUUAUCCUCUAAGGGGAGGAAUAAAUAAUUACCAGGGUUCUUUAUUGACACCUCAAGCCCAUAACCCGAACCAGAUAUUUGAUGGCAUUUGCCAACCAAAGGCUCAUUCAAUGAUCAAAACAAAUGUCUGUGGCCAACCAAAGAAGACCGUUGUUGAGGCUGAAGCUAAAGUGAUACCUGCAAAUUUUGAUUCAUGUCUGCAACAGCAUUCUGUUUAUAAUGCUAGAUCUGAAUUCAAUGAGUUAUCUAGUUUCAAUCAAUCAAAUCUGAGUGACUGCUGCCUUAAAUAUAUUGAACAACAAACAUCAGGUGUUGGGAGACAGAGUCAUGUUAAUCCUAACAUGAAUUUAUCAAGUGCCUUAAAUAUGCCUCUACUAAAAACCAAUGGAGGAAAAAUUCUGCAACAGAAUCAGAGUUCUAGUAGCAGUUCACUACUUGGAGGAAUCCCAAUAUGUAGUGGGAGUAAUCUUUUGAGGACAAAUAUGAUUAACUGCUCAGUUUCAAAUCCUCCCAAAGUAUCCACUUCUGAUUUUUCUGGAACACACAAGGUUGGGUUUGGUCUUCAAAGUAACAAUGCAACAACUAAUGCUGGGCUUUGUUCUGUGCCUAAUUUCACUAAUCAAUCAGUUACCAGUCACAUGAAUCUAGAAGGCUCUGAUCAGAAGAAUCAGGCAUAUGAUGCUUUCGCUUCAGCUGAUCAAAGGCAAGAUGAUGAUUUGCUUCAGGCUGCUCUUAAGAUUCCAUCUCUUAAUCUUGAGGAGCAUGUGCCUAUGGGUGAUCAAAUCCCUGGUUUUGUUCAAGAUUGGCUCAAUAAAGAUGUUACCAGUCAACAUAUGAUGAAAAUGAAUGUUAAGCAUGAAGAAGCCUAUGCUCAACUUCCAUCUGGUGAUGACCUCUUCGAUGUUUUAGGUAUGGAUUUGAAAAGGAGACUACUCAAUGGAAGCUGGAAUAAGUUGCUUGCCACAGAUUCAGAUGACAACACAGAACAUCUAGAUAAAAAGGCAACAUGCAUGAAUUUGCAAGGUGUAGGUCCUGAUAAUAGUUAUUCAGUUAAUGAAGCAAUAUCAGAAAGUGGCAUCUUCUCUGGAACAGGCACAGACCACCUUUUAGAUGCUGUGGUUUCAAAAGCUCAAUCUUCUGCAAAACAGAAUUAUGAUGAAAUGUCAUGCAGGACAACAUUGACAAGGAUUAGUACAGCCUCCAUUCCUUCUCCUGUCUGCAAGCAAGUUAUGCCUGAUCAUGUUGUCCCAAGGGGAUUGUUUGAUUUUCCUAAGACCGGAGUUAAAACAGCUGCUGCUGAAACAAGUUCUCUUAGGUCUGGGUGUAGCAAGGAUGAUGCUGGAAACUGCUCUCAAACUACUUCCAUAUAUGGGUCUAAGCUUAGUUCAUGGGUUGAGAAUAGUAGUAAUGUGAAACGUGAAAGCAGUGUUUCAACUGGAUACUCCAAGCGACCAGAUGAAGUUUGCAAAUCAAAUCGUAAAAGACUUAAACCUGGAGAGAACCCUAGGCCUCGGCCUAAAGAUCGCCAAAUGAUUCAAGAUCGUGUAAAAGAGUUGCGGGAAAUUGUGCCAAAUGGAGCAAAAUGUAGCAUAGAUGCACUUCUGGAAAAGACCAUCAAGCAUAUGCUUUUCCUGCAAAGUGUAACAAAGCAUGCUGACAAGCUGAAACAGACAGGGGAGUCUAAGAUAGUUAGUAAAGAAGGUGGAUUGCUAUUAAAAGAUAACUUUGAGGGAGGGGCUACAUGGGCAUAUGAGGUUGGCUCGCAAUCAAUGGUUUGUCCAAUCAUUGUUGAAGAUCUCAAUCCUCCUCGUCAGAUGCUAGUAGAGAUGCUUUGUGAGGAACGGGGUUUCUUUCUGGAAAUAGCCGACUUAAUCAGAGGAUUAGGUUUAACAAUCUUGAAGGGGGUCAUGGAAGCUCGCAAUGACAAGAUCUGGGCACGCUUUGCUGUUGAGGCAAACAGGGAUGUAACGAGGAUGGAAAUAUUUAUGUCACUGGUUCGUCUUUUGGAUCAAACAGUGAAGGGCGGUGGUGCAUCUUCAUCGAAUGCAAUUGAUAACAACAUGAUGGUGUAUCAAUCUUUCCCACAAGCUACCCAGAUAACAGCAACUGGUAGGCCCAGUAGUUUGCAAUGAACCACCUGCUUAUAGUUUCUUGGUUGCUGUUGCAAUGAACUUAACUUCGUCUAACUACUGUUUCGCCUCAGUUUGGAGGGGGAUGAGUUUAGUUAGUUAAGAACUUCUCAAGAUUAAUGUGCAUUAGUAUAAUGUAUAUGCAUGUUUCCUCCUGUUCCUGCCAAGGUCACUUAUCCUGUGUUGGCACUUGGCAGUGUCUUCUGAUGCUUUAGGCAACUCUUUAGAUAAUUUGCAUCCAUUUUUUUUCCUGUGUGAGUAAUGCCAUUGGUCACCAAGUUGUAUAAGGCUUUUGUUGAUGUUGUUGCUGAGUAAUGCCAUUGGUGUUGAUGGUGUGAUUCGGAUGUAUAGAUAUUUGUAGGAUUUGCAAAGGGGGAGAUCAUGUGUUUGACCAUCAAGCUUAUGCACUUGUUGUUCCUCCUGACCUUUUUUCCUCCACGUUUUUUUCUUUCUUGGAGUGGUGAUAUUGGCUGUUAUAAUAUACCAAUUUUCAUUAAUGUAAGCUUUGUGUGGUUUGUAUGAGUCUAUGCUAAAUGAUGCACUAGAUUAAUACUACCUCUUAGAAUAAGUGUCAUUUUAGAGUGUUGUAUAAGAAUUAAGGAAAUCAUUGUAAACUCUUGAAAAAAUUAUGUGAAAAUAGGAUACACAGACA
Messenger RNA from Glycine soja, 4285 nucleotides. Its product is annotated as transcription factor LHW-like. The coding region runs from base 817 to 3636 and encodes 939 amino acids. Gene Ontology annotation, biological process: regulation of DNA-templated transcription. Gene Ontology annotation, molecular function: DNA-binding transcription factor activity; protein dimerization activity. NCBI's taxonomy places the organism in Eukaryota, Viridiplantae, Streptophyta, Magnoliopsida, Fabales, Fabaceae. The transcript has 10 exons. The record is from RefSeq and is a predicted model, not a curated record.